This is a messenger RNA of Setaria italica (foxtail millet), 1390 nucleotides long. RefSeq lists its product as uncharacterized. Bases 1 to 1260 code for a protein of 419 amino acids. NCBI's taxonomy places the organism in Eukaryota, Viridiplantae, Streptophyta, Magnoliopsida, Poales, Poaceae. The record is from RefSeq and is a predicted model, not a curated record. The transcript is spliced from 5 exons.
AUGGCGCAGAGCCGCACCACGGAGCACUGCGUCCAGAUGCCUGCUCAUGGCGCCGGCCAAGGCAAGACCGCCGCGCCCACACCGGAGAAGCAGCUCAACUGCUUCGUCCGCUGCAUCGCGCUGAUUGAAAGGUUGGGCAACGCCCUCGGCACGCUGGCGUUCACCUGGGCAACCGUCGUCCUGUUGGGCGGUUACCCGACGGCGCUCAGCUCCAAGGACUUCCGGUAUGCAACAGCCAUAGUUUCCCUUGAAGCCGCAAGGAUGUUCAGCCGCAACAACAGACUGGACUACCAGCUAUUAUUCCGCACCAGAGGUGCAGUUAGGCCUCUUGGAUGGAAUGGGCUGACCGUCAUCGUUCCAGCAGCAAUCAUACGUAUCGUGCUCGCAUCAUUGCGUCUUGGAUCACAUUCUUACUAUGGUGAUGAUGGCCAUCUUGAUAAGAGAAACCCAGGGGACAAGACAAACCUUGUCCCAUCUCUAAAUAUCUUCUAUGGGAUGGUGCUCGGCCAAGGGGCACUCUACAUUGCAGCCUGCAUGCUCGAUAUCUUUUCAUUCAUCCCUCAGAGAUCCCUUGCUCGCCAAGGUGGAUAUGCAGAUGAUGAUCGGUUGCUAAGGAAGAUCUCCGGGCAAGCGUUGACAAUGUUGGCAAUGGACAGUGUCAACAACUGUCUGACCAUGUUAAGGGAAACAGGGUAUGUAUUCAUUAAGGAACUCACAAGUAUAAUCCGUGUUGACAGGUACAGAUGCGUGGCAGCAAGUUUGUUGAGAAGUAUGUGCCUGCAUGCCCAGCAAGAGCUUGAAGAAUCAGACCAAAGAGAACUAUCUUACGCCUUGCGAGAGGUGUUAGAAAGAACAUUGAUUGCAGACGGGGCAGAACUAGAGAUUUUCAUUGGCCUUAGUUCGCAGAUAUGCAAAGUGAUCCCAGAAGACUUGGCCAAAGAACUAGAAGACAGUCAUAUCAAGCAAAGAUUCGUGAUGCGGCUCGUCGACGUGCUGAACUCAUACACAGAGCCCAGCCCUCAUUGCCCCGGGAUCAGGAGGGUGAUACUCGAGCAAGCUAUAAACAUGAUGGAACAUGACUCCCGCUACACCAACUGCUUCAUCGAUCGCCACAUGGCGGAAGCACUGUCCAUGGUGGAAGAGACAGUCUCGGAGGCCGAGAACUACAGCCUCUUCCUGGGCGAUGUAGGGCUCAUGGAAGCCCGCGAGCCUUUGUCCUCUCUUAUGGCGAGGGCCAAACAGCUGCUGGCCGUCCGUUGAAGUUGACACUUUGAACAGCCAUCAUGUAUACAAGUUGUAGUUGUGAUGCGGAUAUUAUUUUCUCUGCUGCUGAGUCCUGUUUAUUUUAUACUUGACUUCCUAGGUUUAGAGUUGGUGGUAUGAAAGUGAG